GAGCCGGGGUUGCCUGGGCUCUGGGGCUCCUCCCUUCCUCUCACCCCGAAGGAGAACUAGAUGAAGCCCCUCGGGAGCUCGUGAACCCUGGGGGAGAAUGAGCGGGCAGACGCCCUCCGAAGCCGGGCCUCUGGCGCCACUCAGUACCCACGAGUCCGGUCGCUGAAGAGGCAGCGAGGAUGUGGACCUUUGUCACCCAGCUCCUGGUCACGCUGGUGCUGCUUAGCUUUUUCCUGGUCAGCUGUCAGAAUGUCAUGCACAUCGUCCGGGGCUCCCUGUACUAUGUGCUGAAGCAUUUGCAUCAGGAGCUGGACAAAGAGCUGGGGGAGGACGAGGGUCUGAGUGACGACGAGGAGGCCGUUUCCACCAGGGUGGUGCGGCGUCGGGUCAUCGUGAAGGGGAAUGAGCUUCAGGACAUCCCAGGGGAACACGUGACUGAAGAACAAUUCACUGAUGAGCAAGGCAACAUUGUCACUAAGAAGAUCAUUCGCAAAGUGGUUCGGCAGAUAGACUCAUCAGGGGACAGGGCCAUGCAGGAGCUGGACGAGGCGGAGGUGAGAGGGAGUAAUACCCUGCAGUCGGAGCUGAUCGAGGGGAGGAAGGGGGCUCAGAUAGUGAAGCGAGCGAGCCUGAAAAGGGGGAAACAGUGAUCUCCUGGCCCCUCCCUGUCCAACGGCCUCUUUGGAGGAUCACACCUCAACACCCAACCACUGAACUCCACACAAUUUGCCCUGCACACUGGAGGAGAGCCCCACUCGUGGAGGGCAGCAAAGCCGGCUGUACAUGUUUCUAUAGGCUAACGGCAUGAUUUCUGUAAGAGAUUUCCUUUAACUGUCCUAUUCGCAUGAACGACUGGCUGUAGACGCAUGACCUACAGUCCUCAAUCCUGUCUCUGGCAACGGACCUCUGAUGGAAACCAGGAUGCAAGAGCGCUGAGAGAGAGAGAGAGAGAGAGAGA
Messenger RNA from Gracilinanus agilis (Agile Gracile Mouse Opossum), 958 nucleotides. Its product is annotated as ankyrin-1-like. Lineage: Eukaryota; Metazoa; Chordata; Mammalia; Didelphimorphia; Didelphidae. Bases 180 to 650 code for a protein of 156 amino acids. The record is from RefSeq and is a predicted model, not a curated record. The transcript has 5 exons.